Vitis riparia (riverbank grape) is the source of this 867-nucleotide messenger RNA. RefSeq lists its product as uncharacterized. The transcript is spliced from 4 exons. Bases 63 to 683 code for a protein of 206 amino acids. Gene Ontology annotation, biological process: vacuolar proton-transporting V-type ATPase complex assembly. The record is from RefSeq and is a predicted model, not a curated record. Gene Ontology annotation, cellular component: endomembrane system. Lineage: Eukaryota; Viridiplantae; Streptophyta; Magnoliopsida; Vitales; Vitaceae.
UCCUCUUUCCACGCUCGAAAACCAGAGAGACCUUGAAGCAGAGAAGCAGAGACCCGUGAAAGAUGGGCGAGGAAGAGGCUUCAAAGCAUAACGGCCUCAUCAUAGGUAACACAGACACCAUAAGAUCAUUCCUGAGAUCAGCCUCCACAGACCCACACCUUUCUGCAGACCUCCAACUCACCGCUUCCACACUCGCCUCCCAAACAACCCUUCCCUACAAGCCCCUCCGAGCCCUUUGGUUCGCCUCCCCAUCUCAGACCCGGCCCAAGCUCUCACGCCUCCUCCAUGGAUCCCAAUUCAUCUUCACCAGCCCCAAACCCAGAGAGAAGAGUGAAGAAUUGAAACUACGGCUGAGGAAGCUUGCGGACAUGGCAGAGAGGAAUGCAUAUGAAGAGCUUGUUAAAGAUAUUACCCCAAAGAAGACUACCGAUGAACCUUUUGCUUCUUACAAGGAUCAGCUAGGGUUUGGUUUACAUGUUGUGGUUACAAUGUUUUCUGGCUAUUUGGUUGGAUAUGCUGCAUUCAGAGCAUUGUUUAGUCACAACCCUGUCAUGAAUGCUGCUGGAGGAAUCCUUGGAUUGGUUUGUGCCAUGCUUGUGGAAACCCUUCUUUUCAUGAUUAGGACUUCCAGCCACGAUUUGAGAUCCUCAUCUUCUACUUCCCGGAUGAAGAAGAAUCAAUAAAUCUGGUCUUAAGAGGUUGGUUCUUUCCUAUGCUUUUUCUUGUGAUGGUCAUAGUUUUAAAGAUGUAAUAACUUUAUUGUUCAAGUUAAUUGAUUCAAAUUAAGUAGCAAGGCCCUUGUGGCUCAUUGCCUGCAAAAGUAAAGUAAGAAAAGCUUUUUGUGAUAUAGCAUGAGAUUUAGAAAAA